This is a messenger RNA of Cladophialophora yegresii CBS 114405, 549 nucleotides long. RefSeq lists its product as uncharacterized. The coding region runs from base 1 to 549 and encodes 182 amino acids. The transcript is spliced from 2 exons. Gene Ontology annotation, cellular component: Ragulator complex; membrane raft; late endosome membrane. Lineage: Eukaryota; Fungi; Ascomycota; Eurotiomycetes; Chaetothyriales; Herpotrichiellaceae. Gene Ontology annotation, biological process: cholesterol homeostasis; cellular response to amino acid stimulus; positive regulation of TOR signaling. The record is from RefSeq and is a predicted model, not a curated record.
AUGGGAGUCUGCCUCUCCUGUCUGGGCCUGCGCGGUCACAACCAGGCUGAUGCUGACCGCCAACGCCUCCUCUACGAUGACUAUCCCUCGGCCCAACAUUACGGAACAUGGGGCGCCGGGCACACCAUCCCGCCCGAGAACCUCAUGUCCCCUGAAGAGAUCCAGCUCGAACAAAGCGCCUUGGACAACAUCUCGCGCGGGCUGAGUGAUCACAUUGUCGAGAUAUUCCCUCACAACCUGGGCGGCCGACCUCUCGGCGUGUCUGGCUCGCAGCUUGUGAACGGCAAUGGGGCCAGCCAUACCAUCAGCAGCGAUCAGAACGGCAGCACGGCGCAUGUAUCUUCGCAGCAUCACGAUAUCUUGCUGUCACUCAUCCCGGGCGACAAGUCGAAGCGCUCGAUACGGAUAUACCCUGCCUCGCGACCGACGUCGAAAAGUGGUCAGUCGUUGAGGAGUAAGAGUUCCAUCACUGGCGGGAUGAAUGGGACAAAUGGCAGGAAAAGGGAAGAUUCUUCGGUCCUGGUCACGCUGGACGUGAAUUUGCCCUGA